Messenger RNA from Lactuca sativa (garden lettuce), 1274 nucleotides. Its product is annotated as Cytokine-induced anti-apoptosis inhibitor 1, Fe-S biogenesi. Lineage: Eukaryota; Viridiplantae; Streptophyta; Magnoliopsida; Asterales; Asteraceae. Gene Ontology annotation, biological process: iron-sulfur cluster assembly. Gene Ontology annotation, cellular component: cytoplasm. The record is from RefSeq and is a predicted model, not a curated record. Gene Ontology annotation, molecular function: iron-sulfur cluster binding.
AUUUGUUUAACGUACAUGUAUCGAAGUACUAAACGGCUUCACGCAACCAAGAUUUUCAUUCUCUUUUUCCUAUCAAAGUCGCUAUUCUCCAUCUCUUCCCGUCGCCGCCUCCGUCGAUUUGUGGUAAUAUUGUAUCCGCGCAUUCAUAUCCGUAUACGUGCAGGCCCUAAUUCGCCUUUUGUUUGGUUUCUUAUUGAUCAGUCGUACAGAAGCUAUACUGGUUGUGCUAAAAUGGAUACAAAAGUGGUGCAAGGUAGUGUGUUGGCAAUCACUGACAAUGUCGUGGUGUCACUGGAUGAAGUUUUGAAUGCUGUAAGAAUGGUCAAGAAGGAGGUGGUUCAGGAUUUUAAUCCUUUGAUCAUCAAUCAAGCUGCAUCACUAAGUUCUUUGGCAGUGGAUUCAUCAUCCACUGAUUUUGUGAUAUCCAUGUGUAAGUCAUCAGAUUUUCCUGGUGAUAAGCUGCUGGAGGAAUUGUCACGGGUGUUGAAGCCUGGUGGAGAAAUCUUUUUCCAUCACACUUGUGCUGCUGCUGCUGCCAAGGAGACAAUGAAAUCUUCUCUUAAGCGUAAACUAUUGGUUGUAGGGUUUUCAGAUAUAGAGGUGGUUGAGAUCGCAGAAGCACAAUCUUUUGGGAUUAAGGCUAAGAAACCUACCUGGAAGAUUGGUUCUUCGUUUUCUCUUAAGAAGCCAGUGAAAAGCUUACCUAAAGUCCAGAUUGUUGAUGACAUGGAUCUUAUUGAUGAGGACAGCCUGUUAUCUGAAGAGGACUUGAAGAAACCUCAGCUUCCACCUGUUGGUGAUUGUGAAGUUGGAAGCACAAGGAAAGCAUGCAAAAAUUGCUCAUGUGGACGUGCUGAAGAAGAGGAGAAAGUGCAAAAGCUGGGAGUGACUAUGGAACAGUUGGAGAACCCCAAGUCAGCCUGUGGCAGUUGUGGACUAGGUGAUGCAUUCAGGUGUGGCACAUGCCCUUACAAGGGUCUUCCUCCUUUCAAACUGGGCCAGAAGGUGACCUUGUCUGAGAACUUCCUUACUGCAGACUUCUAGGCUUUAUCAUAUUUUAUGUCUGUCUAAACAAAAUACACCACUCAGAGAGAGAAAGAGAGAAUGCAUACAAGAGCAGUGUGAAGCAAUAUGGCAUGUUAUGUUGUGUCUGGAUAUUUUAAACUCGGUUUUCCAGUUCAUACCCCAUCCAUCUAUAUGUACUUACUAACUUAACUGAAUGGUAUUCAUAUGCAUUUGCUCUGAAUUCUGAAUUCUGAAUUCUGAUUGAUUCA